Molecule: messenger RNA, 183 nt
Organism: Arabis nemorensis
Lineage: Eukaryota; Viridiplantae; Streptophyta; Magnoliopsida; Brassicales; Brassicaceae
Source: the annotation of a GenBank genome assembly
AUGGCGCCUCUUGGUAAGGUUGAAGAAGUGGAGCUCCAUGCCAAAAACUCCAGCUCAGGUCAGGUCAUCAUUAAGGCUGAUGAGCCUUUACAAGAGCUCAGACUCACCCAUGACCAGAGUAACUGUCCCUUCCAAAUCAAGCCAGAGAAGAAGGGUAAAAAGGAGAAGAGUAGAGAAAAAUAA